Molecule: messenger RNA, 633 nt
Organism: Chrysoperla carnea
Lineage: Eukaryota; Metazoa; Arthropoda; Insecta; Neuroptera; Chrysopidae
Exons: 4
Coding region: 153-554 (133 amino acids)
Source: RefSeq, a predicted model, not a curated record
AAUUAUAAAAUAAAAUAAAAAACUUGCAUACAAAUUUAAAAAAUCAAAACAUCUAAAGGACAAAGAAACGUAGAUAACUUAAAAGAGCCCGAAAAAAAAGUUUUCAACUCAGUACCGGAAUCCGAAAGAAACCCAGAAGAAUAACGUGACAAAUGAUUUAUUUAAUUCUUUAUUUUAUAUUACCAAUAAUAUUUGUAUCAUGGUUUGCCUGCAAGGUCUAUCAAUUCUCGGUGGACAAUAUACCCAAUAAUCCGAGUACAAGUACGUUUGAAACCUUUGGUGACGGCGAUCUUUGCUACAAUGAAUGUGGAAUUCCAAAUAUUUUAUGCAUGCAAAGGAAUUUAUCGGUGGCCGAACAAGAUGAACUACUUCAAGAAAUGAUGGAAUAUAUUAUUGGUACAAAUACGAUUGAGUGUCCUCCUGCAUCUGGCAUGCAUGGAACUGAAGAAGUGUCAGUUAGAGUCACUGAAGAACCAUGCCAAUGUGGUGUAGCUGGCUGUAAUGGUGCACAUCCAGAUAACGGUAUUAAAGGGCUUACGAACAGUGAGAAUUGAUCCUUUGUGGUCUAUCAUCUGAAGUUACUUUUUGUUAAUGUCUGUUCAAUAGAAUACAAUAAAUAAAUUUUCAUGUUAA